Trematosphaeria pertusa is the source of this 2087-nucleotide messenger RNA. RefSeq lists its product as uncharacterized. Lineage: Eukaryota; Fungi; Ascomycota; Dothideomycetes; Pleosporales; Trematosphaeriaceae. The transcript has 2 exons. Bases 15 to 1736 code for a protein of 573 amino acids. The record is from RefSeq and is a predicted model, not a curated record. Gene Ontology annotation, molecular function: DNA-binding transcription activator activity, RNA polymerase II-specific; transcription cis-regulatory region binding. Gene Ontology annotation, cellular component: nucleus; RNA polymerase II transcription regulator complex.
CUCACCCACCCACCAUGUCCGAAGACGUCCUGAGCACCACCUCAUCCAGCGGCCACAGCAAUGGUACACCCGCGCAAACGCCGUCCCCAACAUCAGAGACGCCCGCAAGCACUGUCUCCCGCCCCGCAAGCUCCCGUGCACUCGUACCAACACCACUCUCCGCCAACCUCACCCCCAAGGUCGCCAUUGCAACGGCUUCCUCACCGGCUUCCGACUACGCCUACCCCUCCCCGCUGGGAGGUGGUCCCACAAGCGCAAGCUAUGUGGUCCCGCCGCGACCGAAGCCCGGGCGCAAGCCCGCGACCGACGAGCCCGCGUCGAAACGCAAGGCCCAGAACCGCGAGUCACAGCGAGCUUUCCGCGCGAGAAAGGCUGCCAAGCUCAAUGAGAUGCAGGCGCAGGUAGAGACCACUGAGCAAAGGCACAAGCAGGAGAUGAACAAGAAGGUCGCCGAGCUACAUGCACGGGACAUGCGAAUCAAUCAGCUGGAGGCCCUGGUAGCCCAGCUCAAGGAGUCGGAGAAGCGGACUGCCCAGGAACGCGACUUCUGGAAAGAUCGUGCUGCCCAGGACCAAGUACAGUAUCAGUUCCUCGAGAGGCAGUGGAAAGAGCAAAACUACCCUCUGAACGGAUUUGGCGAGAAGGAAGCCGUCUUCUUCCAGACUAGGUUAUCGGGCUCUGGUCAGGCCUCCCCCACGCAUGGCUCGGUGCAAAACUUCACAGGGUACACCACGCCCAAGGCCAUGGAUAUCGGCUGCGGCAACUGCAAAGCCGACGGAGAGUGCGCAUGCAUCGCAGAGCUCGCCAAGGUGACCACUCCCAAUCCCUUCAUGACCGCUGUACCUCUCGGUCCCGCACCUCCCCGCACCUCAGUCUCACCUAUGAAGGGUAUGCGGGCGCAGACACCUUUUGACGUGUUCGCUGAGCGCGAGAUCGACUUCACCGCCCAGUUUGCAUCCAAGCGUAUGCGACAACAUCAACGCCCCUCCAUCGCGUUUUUGACCCAGGCGAGCGAAACGGACUCCAAUUGCGGCUUUUGUACGGAUGAAUCCAACUGUCUCUGCAAGGACGAAUCGCUCCGGCACCAAGAGUUACAACGGGGCAACGAGGUCGUUCCGGCAUCUCACGACUGGACUAGCACAUCGGCCGACGUCAAAUUACAAGGUAAUGAUAUCGGCACGAAUGGACCAGGGAGCUGUCCGGAUUGUCAAGCUAAUCCCCGCCAACGGGCUUGGUGCCAGAGGGUUGCCCAGCUAAAGAACUCCGGGAACGACCACCUCCUGCCGUCACCCACGUCACGAACUUCAAGUAUCAGCGGCCCAUUGGAGACGAUGGAACCCCACAUAGCCGAUGCCUCCACACCUUAUGGAGCGAAGCAGUCUAUCGGUUGCAGUGAGGCAUACAAGCUGCUUGAGGGUCGCGUGCCUAUGGACCAGGACAAGAUGGACUGGAUUGGCAAUCUCAAGCCUGUCCCUCCUGCUGGCAGGAGGGACACACUGACCCAGCCUACCCGGAAAUACAGUGCCCUGGAACUCGACACCGCUGGCGUCAUAGCAACGCUUGGAAGCACCAUGCAGCCUCUUCAGCCCCGACCAUCCGAUGGAGAAAACGCCCAUCUCGUUCGCAUAGCGCAGGAAUACCAGAGAAGCAGCAGCUCACCUCAAGUAGAUGGCGACUCGCCAAUGCCCGUGUCCAUGGUCAACGGAGCGACUAUCCCAGCUGGGAGCUGGAGGUAGCCGUCCAUGCCUUCUUACUGCAUUUCUUUGCGAUGCAUGUCCGGAGUUUCGGUUGCAGCUUCCCUUUCCUGUGCUUCUGUAUAGCCGAAAAAUUUCGAUAGCCCGAUGUUCGUGGGUUGGCCAUGACGCCGCCGGUUUCUCAACCCACGGUAUCAAUGCUUUCGGUUCGCUUGCUCAGUCUCUUGGUGGCAAGCAAGCAGUCAAUCUCUGCAUAUUCAGUUUUCAAUUCUCGGCCGUCGUGUGCAUAGAUAGAGCGGUCUCAUGUGCAUAGGUGGAGCGGUCUCAUGUAUACCCACGGUUAGCUGUAUAUGCCACUGUAGAUAGCACUAAACAGAAUAAAGUCUUCAUUGA